Catharus ustulatus (Swainson's thrush) is the source of this 391-nucleotide messenger RNA. It is a transcript of the gene OST4, whose product is annotated as oligosaccharyltransferase complex subunit 4, non-catalytic. Gene Ontology annotation, cellular component: oligosaccharyltransferase complex. The coding region runs from base 104 to 217 and encodes 37 amino acids. Lineage: Eukaryota; Metazoa; Chordata; Aves; Passeriformes; Turdidae. The record is from RefSeq and is a predicted model, not a curated record. The transcript is spliced from 2 exons.
CCCGGCGACUCCCGGCGUGCCCCGCGGCCGGAAGUGGCGCACGCAGGGAGACGUGUCGGAGCGGCGGGCCCGGAGCGGGAGCCGGGACACCGGGGGAGCCAGGAUGAUCACGGACGUGCAGCUCGCCAUCUUCGCCAACAUGCUGGGCGUCUCGCUCUUCCUCCUCGUCGUCCUCUACCACUACGUGGCCGUCAACAACCCCAAGAAGCAGGAGUGAGGGAGCCCCGGUGAAGCCCCCCCGCGAUGCCCCCGCAGCGGCGCCGCUCCCGCCGCCCCUCGCUCCCUCCUCCCGCGGGGCUGCCCCACGGUGCCUCGGCGGAGCCCCGAGAGGAGCGAGGCCGAGCUUCUUCCAAACCAGCUUUAACAGGAACACGAUGAUACACGACAAAAA